AUGUUGGUGGUGGUGGUGGUCGUGCUGCUGGUGCUGCUACUGGUGAUGAUGCAGCUGCUUCUGAUGACAGUGGAGGUGUUGAGAUCCUUUGAGGUGGUGGUGGUGUUGAGAUCCUUCGAGGUGGUGGUGGUGUUGAGAUCCUUCGAGGUGGUGGAGGUGUUGAGAUCCUUCGAGGUGGUGGAGCAGCAGCAGCAGCAGCAGCGGCUCCUCCCCCGUCGUAAUGUGAUUGUUGACCCCAGGACCCCAAAAUGCUGCAGCAGAGCUUGA
This is a messenger RNA of Knipowitschia caucasica, 267 nucleotides long. NCBI's taxonomy places the organism in Eukaryota, Metazoa, Chordata, Actinopteri, Gobiiformes, Gobiidae. The record is from the annotation of a GenBank genome assembly.